CAUGAGGCCGAGAAAAGCAACAAGAUGCACAUCGGAUAAACUUUCCUCUCAACAGUGUCUCCGCUGCAGAGUUUGAAUCAGGAUGCCUCGGAUGAUGCACAGACGCUGCUGCCCUGUGUUGCUCCUCCUCGACAGACUAUUUGAUUCAAGUGUGUAAAAGGGACUUCAACCGGAAACCAAACUUUUUUCUGCGAACUUUUUUUUCACUGAGGCUAAACAGGAAAAAAAAGACAGAGACGACCCUUGGUGUCAUAAACGGCACGGUUCCUUAUUUUCUUCAUUGACGUGUGCUGUUGGAAAUGUGUCAGCGGCCGACCAACUGGGGAGACGUAAACAGUUUCUGGCGAGGAUAAGGGCGACGUCGAGUGAUUUCAGGCUGCUCAGCGCUCACAUAACGGAUUUUGGUCCUUUAUCAUGGAAGAUGGUGCAAAAGAGGACCCAGCCCAGAGUAAAGAGCCAAAGUUCCUGGGUAAGGCUGGCUGGGUGAAGAAGGCCCCCGGCAGACUGCUGGCAAGCUAUAAGGACCGCUACAUCCAUGUGGAGAAGACAGAGAUUGUGGUGUAUGAAAAUGAGGACCUGCAGAACUGCUUAGAGAGGCUCGACCUGGAAAACUACGAUCAUUGUCAUGAAUUAAAGAGCCCCUUCAAGAAGAAGCACAGACUGAUUCUGAUUCGAUCAUCCAAGCCUGGAAAUAAGGUCCACGAUGUGAAGUUUCAAGCUGCGUCUGCCGAGGAGAAAGACGCCUGGAUUAAAGCUCUGCUCGAUGGCAUCAAUCGAGCAAAGAACAAAAUCUUUGAUGAGGUGACGGUUGAUGAAAGCAGUAAUUUAGAGCAUGUUACUCGAUCAAGGCCCAAAGGAAACCGUAACCGACGGCCACCAACCAGGAUACACAUGAAAGAGAUAGCUGAUGUGUCGUCUGAUGGUAUCCUGCGCUUGGAUCUUGAUCUUGAAGAUGCCACAAUUCCUAAUGGGACCCAUCAUGCAACUGUUGACGGCACUGGAGCCCCCAAAGCGGCCCCGACUCCUCCGUCCAAUGCCAGUGAAGCUGCAGAGAAACAGACAGGAGGUGCUGAGGAGGAGGCUAAGACUGAGCCAGAGGUCAGUCCCCAGAAAAAGGUCCUCAAACCUCCCAUGCCCCCCAUCAAAGAGGCUAAACCCAGUACAAUACCUGAGGAUGAACCAGAUAAGGAUGAAGCCCCCGAGAAAAAGGUCCUCAAACCUCCCAUGCCCCCCACCAAAGAGGCGAAACCCAGUACAACACCUGAGGAUGAACCAGAUAAGGAUGAAGCCCCCGAGAAAAAGGUCCUCAAACCUCCCAUGCCCCCCACCAAAGAGGCGAAACCCAGUACAACACCUGAGGAUGAACCGGAUAAGGAUGAAGCCCCUGAGAAAAAGGUCCUGAAGCCACCUAUGCCUCCGUCUAAGGAAGCAAAGCCCUGCGCUUCACCUGUUGAAGAAGCUAUAGAGGAGGACAAAGCUGAGAAGGUGGCUGAAAAGAGUCCUGAUGCCAGGAAAAAGACAGUUCCACCACCAACCCCUCCCAACAAACCCAGCUCCAGCGGCUCCAUAAGCAACCUUGUAGAGGCCUCACAGUCCAGGCCGAACUCCCCUCCCACUCCUCCAUCCAAAGAGAAGAAGCCCUCCCAUCCUACUGUGGAGCCGGACCAAGAGGUUCAAGACACGGCUGAUGAGAAUGAGGAGAAGGAGGAAGGUGAUAAGAAGGAGGCAACAGGAGAAGCUGUGGAAACAGAUGAGGCUACACCCAGUGUCAAAGAUGAUAAACCUGAGAGUCCCAGUGAAGAAGGAGAGGUUUCUGAAGAAGAAUCAGGGGAGAAUAGUGGCGUAAACGAAGCAUCUGACAGUGAGCCUCAAAUCCCUGCAGAGCCCAUCAGAAAGAGCCCCAGUCCUCUUCUAACCCCCAAGAAAAAGCCUGAGAAACCUGUUGAGCCUGACACGCAACACACAGAUGACAACACAACCGUAAUGCAGACUAAUGAGGGACAGGACCCCACUGCAUCACUGCAAACAGCCUCAGAUACCUCAGCCAGUUCUCCUCAAGCAGAAGAGGCACCACCCAAGAGUGAACCCCCCUCAGUAGUUGUCUCUUUGGAUGACAGCCUCAACUUGAGUCCACUGAUCUGUCACUUGCCCGGGGAGAAGAAAAAGAAGACAGAGGAGAAGUCUGUAGACAGUGGUCGGCACUCAGAUGAUGAUAGCGAAGGCUCUGGGACUGAAGACACACUGGCGACUUCCACAGCUGCAUUGAGAGGAAGCCAUCCUAGUCUGGAUGUGUUGGACACCAAUGAGGACGACGUUCAGAUCCCUGUUAGUAUAAGGCUUACAAAGGUCCCACCCAAGCCUCAGGUUAGACCAAAGGUCUUUCCCUUUCGGCGCUCGCAUCCCACUCCUCCUCUCAAACCCUCAGUCAAGGCCAGGUCGGCCUCCAGCGGAGAUCUGCUGUCUGACUCUUCAGUCUGUAUUCAGGUGACACAACAUAGCACACCAGUGGCUGGAGGUGACAGGCCUCCUAGUGUUGAUGUCAUGAAACUUGAGACUGAGGUGGCGCUGGAGAUGGAAAAGACAAAGGAGCUCCUGAGCCAAGUGUCCCAGUCCGAGGAGGGAGGUGAUGCGGAGGGCAUGCCCCAGGAUCUGCUGGCCCAGGCCAUGGAGAAGCUGCAGAAGGCUGACAAUGUCCUCAGGGAGGUCAAUAAACUGAAAAUUGCAAAGAGCCCAUGCAACAGGAAGAGCUGGUGAAUGUCAGUCAGAGCAGAUUGACUUGGAACUGACCGUUCGCUAAAAGCUUCUCCUGAACAGUGAUUGUCCAGUCAUGGCAUAGCAACCGGCCUGUCAAGCUUUGGAUUUCUUCACAUACGGGAGGCUAAAGUAGAAGUAAUAUUCAGUUUACAAAGGCUUUGGAGGGCCAUGUCUUUGUGGCCUGUCCAAAACCAAAAACACAAGCAAAGAUUUAAAGAAUUGAUUUAACAAUAUGUUUGUCUGCCCUAAUGUGAGCUGCAACCGUUAGCAUGUCUGGCUAACUAGCUUACUACCUACAGUAGUAACUGAGCGGUACUUUCAAGGUCUUUCUAGUAACCUAUCAUUAACAAGCUACAAUGAGGUUACAGUUGAAAAAACAAAAACCUAUUCACAGCUAGCACAUGUAUUAUGUUAGAAUCACCAAAUCUUCAAACCCUGAAACCCACAGAUUUAUGCACGUGCAUAUGUAUGUGCGUGUGCAUGCACCAGAGACAUUUUCAUCAAGAUGAGGGACCAAUCACACCUCCCAAGCACACCUUUUAACAACGUAGACGCCACUAACGCAGCAUUUUCGUUGCCUGGUACUUUACGAAGGAAUGAGUAAGCCUCCUGGAGCUCUUUAGAAAAGGCAGACAUUCCCUGCAGCAUAACAGCUAACCGUUAGCGUGACAUUACUGACAAGUUCUGACAGAAAAGGCCUCAACUCUGGCUCAUACCCUAGUAACAGGCUUGAUAACGACACGUUGAUUGACACAUAUAUGAAUUCAGAUGUGUGAUGCAUUGUUGUUAUUAAUAUAUAUAUCGAGUUAGGUACUCCUGCAAUGAAUCCUCAUACCUCCAUACGCGUGAAAUAGUGCCCCAUGAAUGACGUUAUGUCCGUAAGGUAAAGAUACGGAGGUUAAGUUUAGGAAAAGACACAUGGUAACGAUGUGCCUUAACAUAACUCAAAGUUCACACGGUUCCAAACACCAGUUUUGUGACCCGUCCACCACCAACCUGCCUCCUUUCUGACUCCAGACAGGGCAUUGGUCACAUGAUCACAGCCUUCCCAGACACGUGGAUUACACUCAGACUAUUGGCUCAUGAUCACGCAGGAUGUGUACAAAUUUUGGGGCAUUACUUUUUGUAGGAAAAGGUACCAAUAGUGCAUGAGAACAGCCUGAAUAAUGAGUGGGACAGAACAUGAUAAACGCCUACACUAGUGCUGAAAUUAGUAAAACGUGUAUAAUAAUCAGUAUUUUGAUUGUGCUUAAAAUUCGGACAGUUGGUAGUAAAUGUUAAAAAAACAGAUAUUUACAGAUAUUUGUCGGGCCUCAUGACAUGACAACAAACCGAGACGUCUAAUCACCAUGCACUAUGGAAGCUGCUAUUUCCCCAUUGUGUGGAGGCCGGUUGUGAAUACCAUCAGAGUUUAAGGCCCAGACGCACCAAACUUAAAAGGACUAGGGACAACGAAAGCCCCCUGCUGUGUCGCCUCCCUGUGUCUCGGUCAAAAAGUUGCACAUGAACACAUCGCAAAAAUUUCAACCGACGGCCAACCAGCAUGUAGACAGCAGACACCGGAAGACCGUUUUGACACCACUUAGCAUGUUAGCAACACAAUCUCAUGUUGAAAGAACAGAGCAUGUUUACUGUGAGCCAGUAAACAGAAAAGAGCUAAAUGGUGAAAGAAAAAUACCUUAUGUUACAAGUUUGUUUUGCUCUCACUUCCUCUUGACUAGCUCUUUGUUUACUUCCCUCACUUCUGUUUCUUUACUUGUACGCUGAGCGGAAUUACCAGUCAGAGUGAUUGCAUUCACUGAUGGGCUUCGCUGCCGUCCACACCAAAUUCAACAUGCUGAAGUGGCAGAAAAUAAGCAAACUAGCCCAGAUGAUGGCCAGUGGUGCGAGACACACUGCAGCAACGAGGGCCACAGCCCAGUUAAUUAAAAGUAAUUCUUGCAGUUUAAAUGGAAACAACACAGUUUUUGAUCACCUUGCGGAGCUAACAUUAGACUGUGUAUCUAACUGGAAAAAACUGUGUGACAUUUCAGUGGGCAAAAUCAAUAGCUAGCUCGAAAUGAGAAGUUGCUUUUGUCUUUCUCUUAUGAAAUGGUUCCCUGUGACCUUCUAAAGAACAGUUAUAGCCUAUGUAAUGAAAUGGAAAGCCUGACGGAUGUAGCAACACAUGUUAAGGAGUUCAGGGUUUAGCGAAUGGUCAGUUGAUGAACUUGUGCAGAAAAUUUUUUGAUGGUCAUGCAGCACAUGCAAUUGUUCGCCUAUAAAUAACUAAGUGCAAUUAUUUCUAGUUUAACUUUCCCUGUAGCUGAAGGUAAUGCAUAAUGUUCUACUGUGUAUUGUUUAUUUUUUGUAUUAUAUGAAAUAUCGGACAUUUUCAAGAAGGAUUACUUGAAAGUUAAUUAGAGAAUAAAUAAUAUAAUGACAAAGCAGUACUGUCAGUACAAUAAGAACAUGCAAAUAAAGUACUAAAACGUGUUAAUACCAAAUUACACAACGGUUUUAAUAGUGUACUCGUCUUUAAGGAUUAAAGAGGCUUAGAUUAUAUGUUUUUCUGGCAGUUUAUAUGAGGGAGUUUAUAUUGUACAUAGUUUAUACUUUACCAUAGCAUAUGCUGUUUAUUGUUGAUGAGGAAAGAUGAACCAGCCCAGCUCAGGAGUUUUCUGAAAUUAACAUUUUCAGACUAAUCAUGUGAUUAAAGCAAAAAUGAAGAACUGCUUCUCCACUUAGAAUGAUUACAGUUUAUGUCAUACUGAUUUUGUACAUAACAGAACAAAGAGCUUGUAGCAGCACUUUCGGCUCACUAACCUCUCUUUUAGUUCGAUUUUAUGAGGCACAUGUGCUCCUCAGUGAUUUUCCUCACAAUUUGAAUCAUGAUCUCUGAGGGAUUCCCCCUAUUUGUUGUCUAAUGCUUUGUCAAAAAAUGUGAUGGUAGUGUUUAAGACUAUUUUGAAUAAAUCAUACCAUUUAGAGUAUGCAAGAAUAUUUUCUAACAUUAGAUAUAAUUUUGUACUCUUUGAUAAAAUUUGCUACUGCCCAAAUAAACAAAGGGAAACUA
Messenger RNA from Epinephelus fuscoguttatus (brown-marbled grouper), 5809 nucleotides. RefSeq names its product pleckstrin homology domain containing, family O member 2 (gene plekho2). The coding region runs from base 415 to 2754 and encodes 779 amino acids. The record is from RefSeq and is a predicted model, not a curated record. The transcript is spliced from 7 exons. NCBI's taxonomy places the organism in Eukaryota, Metazoa, Chordata, Actinopteri, Perciformes, Serranidae.